Messenger RNA from Lolium rigidum, 949 nucleotides. RefSeq lists its product as uncharacterized. The record is from RefSeq and is a predicted model, not a curated record. The transcript is spliced from 3 exons. NCBI's taxonomy places the organism in Eukaryota, Viridiplantae, Streptophyta, Magnoliopsida, Poales, Poaceae. The coding region runs from base 1 to 675 and encodes 224 amino acids.
AUGGACAUGGACGCCGCGCCGGCGCUGAAGAGGAAGGGCGCGGACGCGUCGGAGCUGUGGCUGGACGACGGAGGCACCGGGUUCCCCGCCGCCUUCCGCGCCACCAAGAGCCGCCGCCUGGACGCGGACGUGCCGCCUGUCGUGCCCGGUGCGGUCGCACCGCCACCGCUCCCUCAGACGCAGCUGGUGCCGGAGUUUGGGGUUGUUCAAGGGGCGCCGCCGAUGUGCGGCGACGUGCCGGUGGUGCCGGUGGAGGUGGCGGCGCCUGGGGCCAACGAGGAGCGGGCGAUCGUGCUGUACAGGCCCGCCGAGGCCACACGCAGCCUCCUGCUCGGCCCGCUCCGGCCCGGCGCCCCUCUCCGCGUCUGCCCCGACUGGAUCCAAGGACUCAAGGGCACCAUGCUGCAAGAGGCGAACAGCCACGGAGCGAUGUUCGCCGGAGAGGAGAACUCCAACCUGGCCAUGGUCCCAUGGGCGCCGUGGGCGCCGCACCGCGUGCAGGCGCCGGCCACGGCCACCGAGAUGAUGGACGCCGAGGACACGUCCAUGGAUGUGGAGCAGGACGGGGCCGACCAGUCCUCAGCGACGCACCAGCAGUGGCCGCAGCACUGCAUGGUACCGCAGCCGCUCCCGGCGGCGAGCUACCAGCCGAGCCCGGUGACGUGGUCGUGGUGAAGCGCGCUGCCAGCCAGCCGUGCUAUAGUGGUAGGAGAAGAGUACGUAGGUGCGGCUGCCGGUAGUGUAUUUCCAUCGAGGAGCAGAGAGUAGGAAGGAGGUGACGCCGUCCUGUUUUAGAAGGUGCGAGGAGAAGGCGUUCCCUGCUGGUAUCUGAACAUUUUGGUUUUAACCGGAGCAAAGGAUUACUCCGAAUGUUGUAUUCUUCGUUCGUGAAUUUCGCUCGCUAUCUCUACUGCUCCAGAUAAAUUCCCGUGUACCAACUACCAGUAAG